Messenger RNA from Lactuca saligna, 618 nucleotides. The record is from the annotation of a GenBank genome assembly. NCBI's taxonomy places the organism in Eukaryota, Viridiplantae, Streptophyta, Magnoliopsida, Asterales, Asteraceae.
AUGGCUAAAGGUCGGAAACUGACUACCAGUCGGAGUGAGCUCUUGUUAGGGAAUUACGGGUAUGGGGUAAACACCAUUCAAACAGGAGGAGAUGACAGCGAGGAGCUUCGAGAAGAUGAUGUCUGGUCCAUGGUUGAUGGUAUGGUUAACCGCAGCGACCAUGACUGGAACUCACGCGCCACCAUGGAGAGUAACACAAGGAGCCGUCACCGCAACCCUGUCCCAAGAGGUGAUAGCUCUGUCGGAGGUUUAUCAUCGGCGUUUGAGGAUGCAACAGGGAAGGUGAUGUCAUCGCCCAGAAUUGUUCACCAGUUUCCCAACGGAGACAGCUUCUCAUCUCCACGUGGACGCCAUGUGGCCACCUCAGCGCCUGUGAAUGUGCCUGACUGGUCAAAGAUCUACCGAGUCGACUCGGUUGAGUCGAUGCAUGACUCGGAUGAUAUAACCGAUGAUCCGGAUUCAGAUAUGGUCCCACCUCACGAGUAUCUAGCACGAGCUUAUGAACGUCAUAACUCGGCUGCCAAUUCUGUUUUUGUGGGUGUAGGCCGAACUCUAAAGGGCAGAGACCUGAGCAGGGUUCGGGAUGCAGUUUGGAGUCGGACUGGAUUCAAUGGUUAG